AUGGCAUCAUCAAUGGCUUCCUUUCAAUUGCUUUCUUCUCAUCAGCUUUGCAUCUCUCCCUUCUCUCGUCUGCCUAAAUUCAACACGACAUUUACUUCCUGCACCCCCAACAGCAACAAUAAUAACCGCUUCUCUCUUUCUCUCACUAAACCAACUUCUUCAUCCUUUCUCAUCAUAACAGCUUCUUCUAACGACAAUACCAUGCUUCCUCCUUAUAACGUUUUGAUUACUGGCUCAACCAAAGGGAUAGGGUAUGCUUUGGCGAAAGAGUUUCUAAAAGCAGGAGAUAACGUUUUAGUUUGCUCAAGAUCAGAUGAAAGGGUAGAGACUGCAGUCAAGAGCUUGAGAGAAGAAUUUGGGGAGCAGCAUGUGUGGGGCACUACAUGUGAUGUGAAAAAUGGAGAGGAUGUGAAGAAACUAGUUUCGUUUGCUAAAGAAAAACUGAAAUACAUUGAUAUAUGGAUCAAUAAUGCUGGAUCAAAUGCGUAUAGCUACAAGCCACUUGCCGAAGCAUCAGAUGAGGAUCUUAUUGAGGUGGUUACAACAAACACACUUGGCUUGAUGAUAUGCUGUCGAGAGGCAAUAAAGAUGAUGGUGGGCCAACCUCGCGGAGGUCAUAUUUUCAAUAUUGACGGGGCAGGUUCAGAUGGAAGACCAACUCCCAGGUUUGCUGCAUAUGGAGCAACAAAGAGAAGUGUGGUGCAUUUGACAAAGUCAUUACAGGCAGAAUUGCAGAUGCAAGAUGUUAAAAAUGUCAUGGUUCACAAUCUUUCGCCUGGAAUGGUUACAACAGAUCUUCUCAUGUCUGGCGCCAAUACAAAACAGGCAAAGUUUUUCAUUAAUGUCUUGGCUGAACCAGCCGAAGUGGUUGCAGAAUACUUAGUUCCAAACAUUAGAUCUAUCCCUGCCAACAGAUCAAUGAAGCCGACAUACAUCCGGUUCCUCACUGGUUUGAAAGCUUAUUCCCAAAUAUUUUCAAGAUUUGCAUUUGGGGCAAGGAGGAACCGGUACAUUAUUGAAGAUUGAACAGCAUGAAAAUAGGUGUCAUGUUCAAUUUUUGUCCCCUUUAUGAUUUUCUCUAUUAUUCUUCUCCUUUUAGUAAAGAUGUAAUCAACAUAUAUACUAUAUACAUUAUUAUUCAGGAAAAAAAAUCUUUGCUCUAAGUGGUGACAAGACUUUUUACC
Molecule: messenger RNA, 1184 nt
Organism: Medicago truncatula (barrel medic)
Lineage: Eukaryota; Viridiplantae; Streptophyta; Magnoliopsida; Fabales; Fabaceae
Product: chlorophyll(ide) b reductase NOL, chloroplastic
Exons: 13
Coding region: 1-1026 (341 amino acids)
Biological process (GO): PSII associated light-harvesting complex II catabolic process; chlorophyll catabolic process
Molecular function (GO): chlorophyll(ide) b reductase activity
Source: RefSeq, a predicted model, not a curated record